AGCCGGUAGGGCGCGGCCGCCCCCCUCUCGCGGCCUCCCCUCCCCCGCCUCCCCAGUGGUCGCGCCCGGCUCCAGCUGACCGGCCUGGCAUCCCGGCCGGGAGCCCCGCUCCCCCCCCGCCGCCGCCGCCCCGCGCACCGGCCCCGCCAUGGGAGACGCCGGCAGUGAGCGCAGCAAGGCGCCCAGCCUGCCACCGCGCUGCCCCUGCGGCUUCUGGGGGUCCAGCAAGACUAUGAAUCUCUGUUCCAAAUGCUUUGCUGAAAAAAGAAAUCCACACAACGAAAAAGAUUUCCAGAAGAAACAGCCAGAUGAUGACUCUACUCCCAGCACAAGCAACAGCCAGUCAGAUUUGUUCUCUGGAGAAACGAACAGUGACAACAGCAAUACCUCUCUAACCACGCAGGCCGCUAACUCCAACCAGCAACUUUUGACAGAACUGAAUGUAACUUCACCGAGCAAAGAGGAAUGUGGGCCAUGCACAGGUACAGCUCAUGCCUCGUUAACCACACCAACCAAAAGAUCUUGUGACUCAGAUUCACAGUCGGAGAGUGAGGCUUCUCCUGUGAAACGGCCACGGCUACUGGAUGACAGUAAUGACAGGCCUGAAGAAACCAGUCGAUCCAAACAGAAGAGUAGACGCCGAUGCUUCCAGUGCCAAACAAAACUGGAGCUAGUACAGCAGGAACUGGGAUCAUGUCGCUGUGGUUAUGUGUUCUGUAUGUUACAUCGCCUGCCCGAACAACACGACUGCACGUUUGACCACAUGGGACGUGGGCGUGAGGAAGCCAUUAUGAAAAUGGUGAAACUGGAUCGGAAAGUAGGGAGAUCUUGCCAGCGCAUUGGCGAAGGAUGUUCCUGAGUGCAAGACUGCAACCAAAUGCUGUUCUCUUAGUUCACUAAUGUUAGCCUUAUUUAGGACAAAGUCAGCCAGACACCUUGUACUAGGCAAGUUUCAGACUACAGCCAAUCAGUUUCCUUUCUUUAGCCAACCGUCCUGGUACUGUAGUUUAGGGGUUGAUGGUGGUUGAAAUUGAUUUCUGGCUGGUUACUAAGGUGCCUGCUAGCCACCGUGUAAAAACAAAACAUGAAGAAAUAUUAUUUUUGAGCAUGGCUAGUGGAUUUAAACAAAAGGAGAAAAAUCCAAAGGCUUCUGUUAUUGCUGGAGUCACUCUAAAAGCCUUACGCUGGAAACAUUCCAGCUGCAGAGUUAAAACAAAUAGUUGUAUAGAAGCUGGUGUAAAAGUUUGCUAUGCACACAGCUUUCGGGCAAACUUUCAUGUGCAGCCUUUCACCUCUUCACUGCUAGUGAAUCCUGAGGAGGUGAAAUACUACUAAGAGCAGCAACUGCAGCUGCUUAAGCCCAGAAGACCUGACUGGUCACUCGUGCCUUCAUCGCGUGUGGCUUUUGAGUUAGGCAGUGUCACCAGCAUCAGGGAUUCUGUUGGGGUAGGAACAUCUUUCUGGUUCUUCCCAGGAAGCCAAAAAGAAAGGGGGACAGAGAUUCUUAUGAAAAAUUUUUAUAUCUAUCUUAGUGUAAAGAACCUAUCAGGGUUUGUUGUUUUGGUUUUUUUUUUCCUUUCUUCUCAGUUAAAUUAUGAUCUCACUUUAAAGCCAACUCCAUCCCAGAGCAGUAAAUGGUGCAUACUUUUUUUCACGGCAUCCACAGAGAUUCUUCAAGUUGUGGGAACAGAUUCCACGUACCUUGAGCAGUGCAGCCAUUCCCACUGGCUGAAACCUGAUUGGCUCUUGUUUGCCUUUUGCUAAGUGCAGGUAUCUGAUAAUUGAUCAAAUAAGGCUAAUUCACAGCACAGUAGCCAUGGCUGGAUUCUACAGACUGACUUUCUGUAGCUAGACUUAUAUAUUGGGGGGGAAAAAAAAAAGGACAUUUUGUAGCAAACGGAAUUCAGUAACAGUAUUGGGGAACAACCGGUAAGACACCCUUGAUCAGAUUGAGUUUGUGUUCCUCACUUCCAGAGUGUCAAUGAGAUAAUCAGAUGGGCUCUAGCAGCCCCGUUUCUAUGCAGCUGAACGCUCUCAUGAAAAUCUCUGCCCAGAUCUAUUGCAAAGCAAGUAUAGCAAGUGAAUGUGAAAAGCAUUACAUGGAGUAGAACAUUUUGGAUCUGUUUAGACCUAUGGUUCCGCGUUAUGAUAUGUCACGUUGAGCUGAGCUGAAUCACACCAGUCUUGUCAGUUUAGAGACAAAAAAAAAGCAAACAUGGUAUCAGUACGUCUCCUGCUGCACGCAGAGCUUAUACAGGUAAAAAGGAUUUGUACUGACAUGGCCUAGCUUAAUCCUGAGUGAAUUUAGCUUCUCUGUCUAUUAGUAAGGAAAUAACAACUAGGUAAAAUUGUAAGAAAUCCUGAGGGAGGGAAAGGUUUUUGUCUCAUCUUCAAAUACUGGGCAGAUACAAAACAUCAGAAGGGUGAAGUAAUGUGUCACUUGAAAAAUCCCAGUGUUUUGGGACUAAGCUUGUGUGACUCAUCCUCCAUUCUACUUGUUACAGGUAACUAACUCCUUAUAGGCCAAAUCAUAUUGUUUUGGUAGCCAGGUAGGAGCAUUUAAUAAGGAGACAACUAAUUGUAAAAGAAAAAAAAAAAAUAAUAUAUAUAGGUCUCUCCACACACACACACUCAGCAUCUUACUGUAUUAGAGUUAAUUAACCAUGAAGCAAAUCAGAAGUGUCCCAUCAUUAUGAGAUGCAAGCUAAUAGGCAAGCUGUUUGUUUUUUUUUUAUUAUUAUUAUCGUUGUUAUUCGAGAAUAUGAAACCAGCAGCAAAACCUUCUGUAAUGUGCUGCAUUUUCAGGAAAUGGUCCUGGUGAGAGGGACUGUCAAAAGGACUGUCAUUUACAUUUGCCAUGAGCAGUUCAAAAAAAGCAUGGAUUUUGGCGGCUGCUGUGAUACGCACUUUCUUUUCCUACAAAAAAUCCUACCAUAGCAUUUGAUGGGCAUUCUGAUUGAUACAGAAGACUUUUCUGCAUUAAUACUGAAGAUGCUAUUUUGUUCCUCUUUAAUAUUCUCUUUAAUCUUGUUACAAGUGCACAGAUGGUUUCAAGGUGGCUCUUGAGAGAACACUAGUUAAAGUUCAUGUGAAUUAUGGACAAUGUUCACUUUAAACAAAAAAGUUGGGGAGGGGGUUGUUCCUUUGCAGUAUCUGUUCUGUGAAGUUUGUUAAACGUAAAGAAAGCUUAAGUUCUUGUAUCUUAAAAGAAGAUCUUAUUUAACCCUUUUGUGUUCUAGAUUUACUUACACAUGUAGCCUAGAGCUCAGUUUUAGUUUAACAUUGUGAAAAUAUUAAAGAAUCUUGUAACUUUAUUCUUUUUCCUCCUGCUAAAAAAAAUUAAACCAAUCAGAUUAAAGUUUGAAUUCCUUUCUGCCUA
Apus apus (common swift) is the source of this 3379-nucleotide messenger RNA. It is a transcript of the gene ZFAND3, whose product is annotated as zinc finger AN1-type containing 3. Gene Ontology annotation, molecular function: zinc ion binding; DNA binding. The record is from RefSeq and is a predicted model, not a curated record. Lineage: Eukaryota; Metazoa; Chordata; Aves; Apodiformes; Apodidae. Bases 149 to 859 code for a protein of 236 amino acids. The transcript is spliced from 7 exons.